Pectinophora gossypiella (pink bollworm) is the source of this 5935-nucleotide messenger RNA. RefSeq lists its product as uncharacterized. The record is from RefSeq and is a predicted model, not a curated record. Bases 41 to 5737 code for a protein of 1898 amino acids. Lineage: Eukaryota; Metazoa; Arthropoda; Insecta; Lepidoptera; Gelechiidae. The transcript is spliced from 4 exons.
UUUGUAAGUGCAGACAAUAAUUUAGGGAUCCUUGGACUAAAUGGUUAUUGUUUUAAUAGCUUUAGUGGCUGUUCAGGCCCUGCCAUACCCCCAUGAAGUCUCCUUCAUCAAAACCAUAGACAAGGGGGCUUCGGGAGGAUCCUCAGAAUAUGGCGACUCCUCCUCAGACUUCCUCUAUGUAGAUGCUGGACGCACGAAGACGACUGCUGUCCGACAAAAGGAAGACAGUGGAGACGAAUCCUCGCGGUCAUCUUUUAAUAACGAAUUAACCCGAGGACAGAUCCGCAACAGGGAUGGCAGUAUCACUCAAUUCAACACGAAGGAUCAGUCUUCUGAUAACCAGAAAGAGUCAGAAGAUCACCAGAAGUCAUCGUCCGUCCUUAUCACUGAUGGUCCUUCAGGCAGAGGAGUCACUAAGCAGUCCUCUACAUCAGACAAUCAAUAUUCAGGGUCAGAAUCGAACAAGAGUUCCAGUUCUCAAGUCAGAACCGUUGGCAAAGACGGGUCAAAGGUGUCCCAGACAAGUGGUUCUAGUUACAGUUCGCAGUCGUCUAGUUCUCAGAGUUCCCAAUCACAAUACAGUUCGACCUUGAGUUCUAGUUCUACUGGUUACUUAAGAGGUGGUUCUAAUGACAGGGACUCAAAUGAAUCGAACUCUAAGACGGAAACUAACAACAAGAAUAACAAUGAGUCUAACACCAAAACAGAGAGCAAUAACAAAAAUACCAACGAAUCUAACACCAAGACAGAGAGCAAUAACAAAAAUACCAACGAAUCUAACACCAAGACAGAGAAAAAUAACAAAAAUACAAACGAAUCUAACACCAAAACAGAGUCUAACAACAAGAACAGUAAUGAGUCUAACACCAAGACAGAGAGGAAUAACAAAAAUACCAACGGAUCUAACACCAAGACAGAGAGCAAUAACAAAAAUACCAACGAAUCUAACACCAAAACAGAGUCUAACAACAAGAACAAUAAUGAGUCUAACAACAAGACAGAGAGGAAUAACAAAAAUACCAACGAGUCUAACACCAAGACAGAAUCUAACAACAAGAACACCAAUGAGUCUAACACUAAGACAGAGAGGAAUAACAAAAAUAACAACGAAUCUAACACCAAAACAGAGUCUAACAACAAGAACAAUAAUGAGUCUAACACCAAGACAGAGAGAAACAACAAGAACGCUAAUGAGUCUAACAACAAGACAGAGAGGAAUAACAAAAAUACCAACGAGUCUAACACCAAGACAGAAUCUAACAACAAGAACACCAAUGAGUCUAACACUAAGACAGAGAGGAAUAACAAAAAUAACAACGAAUCUAACACCAAAACAGAGUCUAACAACAAGAACAAUAAUGAGUCUAACACCAAGACAGAAUCUAACAACAAGAACACCAAUGAGUCUAACACUAAGACAGAGAGGAAUAACAAAAAUAACAACGAAUCUAACACCAAAACAGAGUCUAACAACAAGAACAAUAAUGAGUCUAACACCAAGACAGAGAGAAACAACAAGAACGCUAAUGAGUCUAACAACAAGACAGAGAGGAAUAACAAAAAUACUAACGAGUCUAACACCAAAACAGAGUCUAACAACAAGAACAGUAAUGAGUCUAACACCAAGACAGAGAGGAAUAACAAAAAUACCAACGGAUCUAACACCAAGACAGAGAGCAAUAACAAAAAUACCAACGAGUCUAACACCAAGACAGAAUCUAACAACAAGAACACCAAUGAGUCUAACACCAAGACAGAGAGAAAUAACAAAAAUACCAACGAAUCUAACACCAAAACAGAGUCUAAUAACAAGAACACUAAUGAGUCUAACAGCAAGACAGAAAUGAAUAACAAAAAUACCAACGAAUCUAACACUAAGACAGAGACAAACAACAACGGUAACAAUAGACCAGAAAGGCCAGGAAAAGACAAAAAGCCAGGAAAACCAUGUGGCAACAAGCCCCAAAAACCUGGAAACAACAACAAACCAGACAGGCCAACAAAAGACAAUAAAACAAAUAGGCCAACAAAAGACAACAAACCAGACAGGCCAGGUAAGAACGACAAACCAGAAAGGCCAGGAAAAGAUAACAAACCUGAUAGGCCAGGAAAACAUAUGAAACCGGGAAAACCAUGUGGCAACAAACCACAAAACCCCGGAAAUGACAACCAACCAGAGAGGCCAGGAAAGGACAACAAACCAGAUAGGCCAGGAAAGAACGACAAACCAGAUAGACCUAGCAAAGAUAAUAAACCAGAGAGGCCAGGAAAGGACAAACCAGUAAUACCAGGCCAUGACAAUACAAAGACAGAGAAGAACAACAAGAACACCAAUGAGUCUAACACCAAGACAGAGAAGAACAACAAGAACAAGCAUGAGUCUAACACCAAGACAGAGAAGAACAACAAGAACACCAAUGAGUCUAACACCAAGACAGAGAAGAACAACAAGAACACGCAUGAGUCUAACACCAAGACAGAGAAGAACAACAAGAAGACAAAUGAGUCUAACACCAAGACAGAGCAGAACAACAAGAACAAGCAUGAGUCUAACACCAAGACAGAGAAGAACAACAAGAACACGCAUGAGUCUAACACCAAGACAGAGCAGAACAACAAGAACAAGCAUGAGUCUAACACCAAGACAGAGAAGAACAACAAGAACACGCAUGAGUCUAACACCAAGACAGAGAAGAACAACAAGAACACGAAUGAGUCUAACACCAAGACAGAGAAGAACAACAAGAACACCAAUGAGUCUAACACCAAGACAGAGAAGAACAACAAGAACACGCAUGAGUCUAACACCAAGACAGAGCAGAACAACAAGAACAAGCAUGAGUCUAACACCAAGACAGAGAAGAACAACAAGAACACGCAUGAGUCUAACACCAAGACAGAGAAGAACAACAAGAACACCAAUGAGUCUAACACCAAGACAGAGAAGAACAACAAGAAGACAAAAAAGUCUAACACCAAGACAGAGAAGAACAACAAGACUCAACAUGAGUCUAACACCAAGACAGAGAAGAACAACAAGACUCAACAUGAGUCUAACACCAAGACAGAGAAGAACAACAAAAACACCAAUGAGUCUAACACCAAGACAGAGAAGAACAACCAGAACAAGCAUGAGUCUAACACCAAGACAGAGAAGAACAACAAGAACACCAAUGAAUCUAAUACCAAGACAGAGAAGAACAACAAGAACACCAAUGAGUCUAACUCUAAGACAGAGAAGAACAACAAGAAGACAAAUGAGUCUAACACCAAAACAGAGAACAACAACAAGAAGACCAAUGAGUCUAACACCAAGACAGACAAAAACAACAAGAACACGCAUGAGUCUAACAAAAAGACAGAGAAGAACAACAAAAACACGCAUGAGUCUAACACCAAGACAGAGCAGAACAACAAGAACACCAAUGAGUCUAACACCAAGACAGAGAAGAACAACAAGAACACCAAUGAGUCUAACACCAAGACAGAGAAGAACAACAAGAAGACAAAUGAGUCUAACACCAAGACAGAGAAGAACAACAAGAAGACAAAUGAGUCUAACACCAAGACAGAGAAGAACAACAAGAACACCAAUGAGUCUAACACCAAGACAGAGAAGAACAACAAGAAGACAAAUGAGUCUAACACCAAGACAGAGAAGAACAACAAGAACACCAAUGAGUCUAACACCAAGACAGAGAAGAACAACAAGAACACCAAUGAGUCUAACACCAAGACAGAGAAGAACAACAAGAACACCAAUGAGUCUAACACCAAGACAGAGAAGAACAACAAGAACACCAAUGAGUCUAACACCAAGACAGAAAAUAACAACAAGAACACGAAUGAGUCUAACACCAAGACAGAGAAGAACAACAAGAACACCAAUGAGUCUAACACCAAGACAGAGAAGAACAACAAGAAGACAAAUGAGUCUAACACCAAGACAGAGAAGAACAACAAGAACACGCAUGAGUCUAACACCAAGACAGAGAAGAACAACAAGAACACCAAUGAGUCUAACUCUAAGACAGAGAAGAACAACAAGAACACCAAUGAGUCUAACACCAAGACAGAGAAGAACAACAAGAACACCAAUGAGUCUAACACCAAGACAGAGAAGAACAACAAAAACACCAAUGAGUCUAACACCAAGACAGAGAAGAACAACAAGAACACCAAUGAGUCUAACACCAAGACAGAGAAGAACAACAAGAACACCAAUGAGUCUAACUCUAAGACAGAGAAGAACAACAAGAACACCAAUGAGUCUAACACCAAGACAGAGAAGAACAACAAGAACACCAAUGAGUCUAACUCUAAGACAGAGAAGAACAACAAGAACACCAAUGAGUCUAACACCAAGACAGAGAAGAACAACAUAAACACCAAUGAGUCUAACACCAAGACAGAGAAGAACAACAAGAACACCAAUGAGUCUAACUCUAAGACAGAGAAGAACAACAAGAACACCAAUGAGUCUAACACCAAGACAGAGAAGAACAACAAAAACACCAAUGAGUCUAACACCAAGACAGAGAAGAACAACAAGAACACCAAUGAGUCUAACUCUAAGACAGAGAAGAACAACAAGAACACCAAUGAGUCUAACUCUAAGACAGAGAAGAACAACAAAAACACCAAUGAGUCUAACACCAAGACAGAGAAGAACAACAAGAACACCAAUGAGUCUAACUCUAAGACAGAGAAGAACAACAAGAACACCAAUGAGUCUAACUCUAAGACAGAGAAGAACAACAAAAACACCAAUGAGUCUAACACCAAGACCGAGAAGAACAACAAGAACACCAAUGAGUCUAACUCUAAGACAGAGAAGAACAACAAGAACACCAAUGAGUCUAACUCUAAGACAGAGAAGAACAACAAGAACACCAAUGAGUCUAACUCUAAGACAGAGAAGAACAACAAAAACACCAAUGAGUCUAACACCAAGACCGAGAAUAACAACAAGAACACCAAUGAGUCUAACACCAAGACAGAGAAGAACAACAAGAACACCAAUGAGUCUAACUCUAAGACAGAGAAGAACAACAAGAACACCAAUGAGUCUAACACCAAGACAGAGAAGAACAACAAGAACACGCAUGAGUCUAACACCAAGACAGAGAAUAACAACAAGAACACCAAUGAGUCUAACACCAAGACAGAGAAGAACAACAAGAAGACCAAUGAGUCUAACACCAAGACAGAGAAUAACAACAAAAAAACUGGUUGCAACAAGUCUAACAAUGACAAAGACAAGUCAAAUAAAAAACAGCAAGUGAACUCCGUUUAUGCUGAACAAUUGUCUUCUAAAAGCGCCUCUGGUAGCGGCAGUGCCAGCAGGUCUACAUACCAAGACAGCAAAGGCAAUUUCCAAGAAAAAUCCGAUUAUAACACACAAGAAAACACUAACAGCGAUUCUAGUAAGAAGUUAGUUGUUAAAAACGGCGGGAGUACGACUGCACAGGAAAACAGCAAGCACGCGGAUAGUGAGAGAAAAGCAAAUGGAUCCAGUGAAAAAACAGUAGUUAACGGCGCUGAUGGUUCUAAGUAUGAAGCUAGCAAAACUUCCAAGGCUAACAGCAAAUCUGACAACGCAGCAGCGAAAUCUUCUUACUCGAAAACUUCUGACGAUGGCUCCAGCUCGUAUUCUGCAUCAUCAGAAACGUCUUCGUCAUCAUCCGCCUCAUCAUCUUCAUCGUCUUCGAAAUCAUACGUGUCUAAAUCUUCUUAGGCGUUAGGUUUUGAGGUGUGGUUCUCUGGUUCUGACAAGUGAUAGGGUAACUUUCGGUAUUUUAGCUUACUUACUCAACAUCUUCUGUAUUUUGACAGAUGUCCCACCCUAAGCUGUGAAGAGCUUAAAAGAGCUGAGGGUCUAAACAGGGGGUUUAAAAAGGCAACAUUAAAGCAAUUCAUCUAAAAAAUCAAUACU